AUGACCUUCAUCGACAACAAGAAUCGUCCCCCACUCGGGUUUCAAGGGGAACAACAGGGUCCAUCGGCAUCUACACUCGGCGUAUUUGACAGACGGGAUUGUCGAGUCCCUGUCCAUCACUUUCAUGACGACCAGAGGAAGAGCGAUGCAAAUCAACAACAAUGAUAGAAUCUAGUGUAGAUUGUCGUCACAAAGGAAAAAAAAGGAACGACGGGAUGACGGGAGUUUGCCCCUUUCGUCACCCGUCCACGCCCCACCCUAGCCCCGAACGUCAUGAUGGGACGGUCUGGCGGGGAAUGGGCUUAUGCACUGGUUG
Neurospora tetrasperma FGSC 2508 is the source of this 316-nucleotide messenger RNA. RefSeq lists its product as uncharacterized. The transcript is spliced from 2 exons. The coding region runs from base 1 to 165 and encodes 54 amino acids. Lineage: Eukaryota; Fungi; Ascomycota; Sordariomycetes; Sordariales; Sordariaceae. The record is from RefSeq and is a predicted model, not a curated record.